CCGCCAAACACCCCAAAUCCACUGACCGCCAGCACCAACACCAAACACCAAACACCAAACACCAACCAACAACCAACAACAAGCUUCGCAAGCUGCCCGUGUGCUUGUUGUGCGCUGGGGUUGUUUGUCAGGCAGCAGCACAAACCUCCACGACCCACCACUCCCGAACAAGAAAGCACCACCCAUCGGCACCGAGCCGUUCGCCCCUUUGCUUUCCUCCACAGCGUCUUGACCGCCAGCUCGUUUUCGUUCUUGCCACCGCUGUGUGUGCUUCAGGCCUUAAAUCUACCACCUUGGUCCUUGCACGCAGCCACCGUCGCUGCUUGCUUGCUUGCUUUCCUUGCUUCCUGCGUGAUACGCAACCAUGGCGAAGACAGCACCUGUGGCGCUGCUUGCCAUCGUUCUGACUGGCCUCCUGGCAUCGUCAGCCUCUGCACAAGUGUGCGUGGAUGGAGAGCUGGCGAUUGAUGGAGCCGAUUACCGAGGCACCGUGAGCACAACGCGCUCCGGCCUCACGUGCCAAAAGUGGACGUCUUCGACCCCACACGCCCUUGCUCUUGAUUUCUACCGCAUCCACGGCGCGGCUGCUGGCUUGGGCGACCACAACUACUGUAGAAACCCGGAUGGAACUGUUGACUUUGACAACCUCCAGGCGGAGGUCGUGUGGUGCUUCACCACGGACCCUGCAACCCCAUGGGACUACUGUGACCCUUGUGCUGUGGCAACGACGCCGGCGCCAACCUUCCCCACUCUUCCAACUGAAGACUAUGAACUGACGUACACGGGCGUCAACGGCGGCAACUCAAACCCACGGCGCUUUGCCACUGCGUUUGAUGAUGCCUCUGUCAUCGGACGGAUGGCGGGUGUGACGUUGGCCGACUGCACAGCCAGCUGCUCCGAAUCCAGUGACUGUGUCGGCUUUGUCGCCUAUUACCUGAGUGGCGAGGUGAACUUGCGCUGCAAUCUGCUCAGCAGAGCAGAGGGCGCCGUCAGCACCCAGCUCCAGAUUGUCAGCUACACUCGCGUCAGUUUCCCCACAACUUCUACCACGACCACGACGACGACCACCACCACCACCACAACAACAACAACAACAACAACAACAACAUCAUCAACAACAACAACAACAUCAUCAUCAUCAACAACAACAACAUCAUCAUCAACAACAACAACAACAACAACCACAACCACAACAACAACAACCACAACCACAUCAACAACAACCACAUCAACAACAACAUCAACAACAACGACGACCACCACCACCACAACCUCCACGACGACCACGACAACCACCACCACCACCACCACAACCUCCACGACCACAACUACAACCACAUCAACAACAACAACCACGACGACGACCACCACAACUUCAACCACAACCACAACCACGACCACAACUACAACCACUACCACAACCACAACCACCACAACCACAACAUCGACCACAACGACCCUAACCGGCGAGCCAGACCAGAUUGUGUGUGUGAACGGCCAGCGUAUUCAGGGCGGGCCCUGCUCCUGUCCACCAGGCUGCCACGCCUGCUCGCCUGUGGCGUGCAUCAUCUGCCGCGACUUCCUGUUCCUCGCAGAGGGACAGUGCUACGAUACGUGCCCGGAUGGCUAUUACGAAGGUGCCGUGUCCGAAUUUGGCGCCAAAUGCAUCGAGUUUACAACCUCCACUUCUACGUCAACCUCCACCUCCACAUCCACGUCAACUUCAACCUCCACCUCCACAUCCACGAGCACCUCCACCUCGUCCAGCACAUCGACUUCUACCUCCACGUCCUCAACGUCUGAGAUCCCAGAACUCGAGCCCAACGACCCAUUCUGUGUCGGCAACAUUCGCGUGGACAAUGGCAUGCCGUGCACGUGCGAAGUGGACUGCUUCUCCUGCACGCGCCGUCGCGAGUGCAUUGUCUGCAAGAAUGGCGCCUACCUCUUCGAAGGGGAAUGCCUGGAGACAUGUCCGUCAGGCUACCGUGGUGAAGGUCUCGGUGACUUCCGCCGCCGCUGUGUUGAGUUCACAACAUCCACCUCCACCUCAACUUCAACCUCCACUUCCACUUCAUCAUCCACCUCCACUUCCUCCUCCACUUCAACCAGUACAUCGACCUCUACCUCCACCUCGUCCAGCACAUCGACAUCCACCUCCACGUCCUCCACAUCUGAGAUCCCGGAGAUUGAGCCCAACGACCCAUUCUGUGUCGGCAACAUUCGCGUGGACAACGGCAUGCCGUGCACGUGCGAAGUGGACUGCUUCUCCUGCACGCGCCGUCGCGAGUGCAUCGUCUGCAAGAAUGCCGCCUACUUGCUCGAGGGCGAAUGCCUUGAGAUGUGUCCCUCGGGCUACCGUGGCGAAGGCCUUGGCAACUUCCGUCGUCGCUGUGUCGAGUUCACAACAUCCACCUCCACCUCAACUUCAACCUCAACCUCGACGUCUUCCACAUCCUCAACCUCCACAUCGACCUCUACCUCCACCUCGUCCAGCACAUCGACAUCCACCUCCACGUCCUCCACAUCUGAGAUCCCGGAGAUUGAGCCCAACGACCCAUUCUGUGUCGGCAACAUUCGCGUGGACAACGGCAUGCCGUGCACGUGCGAAGUGGACUGCUUCUCCUGCACGCGCCGUCGCGAGUGCAUCGUCUGCAAGAAUGCCGCCUACCUGCUCGAGGGCGAGUGUGUUGAGGUGCGUUCACCCGUCUACCUCCUCUUUCUUGGCUCACCUGUCGUUCUUCUUCUGCUUCCCUAA
Molecule: messenger RNA, 2755 nt
Organism: Salpingoeca rosetta
Lineage: Eukaryota; Choanoflagellata; Craspedida; Salpingoecidae
Exons: 10
Coding region: 365-2755 (796 amino acids)
Molecular function (GO): signaling receptor binding; endopeptidase activity
Source: RefSeq, a predicted model, not a curated record